GUAGUUGUGUGGAGGUUGAUAGCAAGCAAUAUUUUUUUAGGAAAAAAUAGACUGUGAGAGAAGAGGUUUCCUCGUCUUAUAAAAUAUUUAAUUUUUAUUUUGGAAACGUUUUCUGCAGGCUAAAUGGUUUUGCAGGUAACUAUUUAGAUAUCCCGAAAUCCCUGACAACCGUCAGUGGCAAAAUUCUAGUGCGAUAAAGUGCGAAAAAUCCGUUUUAAAAGAAGUGCGAAAAACUGUCAGUGAAAUACUGCGGGAGGGGAAAGAAAAAGAAGGCCAAAUUUUCCUGCACGACGGAGAUUCGUCUUUGACGUUGUUUUUUCUGUGUUGCUAAUGUUUAGCUCCAAGUUAUAACGAUUGUGAAUCUGAUCGUGGAUGACAAGGAUAGUGAAAUAAGUUUCUUGCGACGGUGAAUUUUCGUCUUGAUACCUGCCCUUGAGCAGUGGGAAGUGAAACGGAUCCUUAGGGGAAUAACCCAAAACAAACCAGAGAGCGAGUGUCACAAAGGCCAAGGCAACAAAAGAGUGAAUUAAAGAUGGAUUCCGACGACGAGAGCUUCGAUGGGCACGACUCCGGAAAUGUGUCCAGCGGAGAUGAUGAUUUUGCGAUGGACGUGGAUAUCAACAACCCGCGGGACCGGGGACAGCAGGAGGAAGACUACCCGUUCGAGGUGCUGACGACGGAGGAAAUCGUCCAGCAUAUGGUCGAUUGCAUCAAGGACGUCAACACCGUAGUCGAGAUUCCUGCCACAACUACCCGAAUAUUGUUGAAUCAUUUCAAAUGGGACAAGGAAAAACUGAUGGAACGAUUUUAUGACGGAGACCAGGAAAAAUUGUUUAAAGAUGCCCACGUAAUCAAUCCGUUCCGGAAGCCCAGCACAGUAAACAAGCCAAAGAUCAAAAGAUCUGGAACAGAGGAUUGCGAAAUUUGCUAUUCAUCGUUUCCUCCCAGCAUGAUGACCGGGUUGGAAUGUGGUCACCGUUUCUGUACGCAAUGCUGGCAAGAGUACCUGACCACCAAAAUCGUAGAAGAAGGCCUAGGCCAAUCGAUAGCUUGUGCCGCACACGGCUGUGACAUAUUGGUGGAUGACGUGACCGUCAUGCGGUUGGUCCAGGAUCCACGUGUCAAACUAAAGUAUCAACAUUUGAUAACCAAUAGUUUCGUUGAGUGUAAUCGAUUACUUCGCUGGUGUACUUCGGCGGACUGUAACUACGCGGUCAAAGUGCAGUACGUGGAUGCCCGGCCCGUCAUCUGCAAGUGUAAUCACGUAUUCUGCUUCGAGUGCGGCGAAAACUGGCACGAUCCGGUACAGUGCCGGCUGCUGAAGAAGUGGAUCAAAAAGUGCGACGACGACUCGGAAACGUCCAACUGGAUCGCGGCCAACACCAAGGAGUGUCCAAAGUGUAACGUAACGAUCGAGAAAGAUGGCGGUUGUAAUCAUAUGGUAUGCAAAAAUCAAAACUGCAAGUACGAUUUCUGUUGGGUGUGUUUGGGAUCCUGGGAACCUCACGGUUCUUCCUGGUACAACUGCAACCGUUACGACGAAGAUGAGGCUCGUGCUGCUCGUGAUGCUCAGGAAAAGUUCAGAUCAUCAUUGGCUAGAUAUUUGCAUUACUACAACCGUUACAUAAAUCACAUGCAGUCGCUCAAGUUCGAGCAUAAACUGUAUGCAUCGGUUAAAGCUAAAAUGGAGGAAAUGCAGCAACAUAACAUGUCAUGGAUCGAGGUUCAAUUCCUGAAGAAAGCUGUUGAUAUCCUCUGCCAGUGCCGUCAAACGCUGAUGUGCACAUACGUAUUUGCGUACUACCUGCGUAAAAAUAAUCAGUCGCUUAUCUUUGAAGAUAACCAGAAGGAUCUGGAGACGGCCACGGAGAAACUGUCCGAGUACUUGGAGCGUGAUAUUACGUCGGAAAAUCUCGCCGACAUCAAACAGAAAGUUCAGGAUAAGUAUCGAUACUGCGAAAAACGUCGAAAGGUGUUACUAGAUCACGUGCACGAAGGUUACGAGAAAGAUUGGUGGGAUUACACCGAUUGAUAAAAUAUUUGUUUCGAUAUUAGUGCAAGUUUCAGCGUGGAACUUUCGAAAGUCCGUUGAGAUAGACGUACGCCCCUUCCCUUUUCCCUCCCCUCCUUAAAUCAGCGAACGGAAAUAAAAAUAGAAACCCAGAAAACUCUUAGAAAAAAUCUAGCAAAAGGAAUAUUUUCGCAAUGGAACAAUACCGGACUAACCGAGACUAAACAAAACAGUGCAAGAAAUCAACUGUUUUAGUAUUCUACUACUUAGACGAUGUACUUUCCUUCGCGUGUUUCCAAAUGUCUUAUUAUGUCUCCGAAAAAGAAAUACAAGAUUACAUUACUAUUUAUUAAUAGUUCCGUUCUAAUCAAGAAUUGUUGUUUUCCUGUUUGUUCUCGGUCGUUUCGAUUCGAUUCAUUAGCGGUAAUAAGAAGUAACUAACAGCGUAAAUAGUUAAAAAAGAAAAGUACACUCAUAUGAACACAUGAACACACGUACAGUCACACAAACACUAUACCAAUAUAGACCGCAAAGUCGUUCGUUCGUCAGAAUAAUUUCGAGCUCAUGGAACGUACAUGCAUGCAUGUGCAUAGUUGUAGCCUUUCUCUCUCUCUCCUAGUUGGCCAAGGGUUAGAUGUAGUUUGUAUCGAACGACACACGUAUUGCUUAGUUGUAUUAAAAUCCGAUCAGCUUACAUUUUUUUAUUGCAAUUGUUGGCAGAUUUUUGGGAGAGACGUGUUGAUUUUAAUCUGAUAUUAUGAAAUCGCGAAAGAUGCAAAACUCUGUAUCAUAGUUUUGCAAGUUAUAACAGCAGGUACGGAUAGCAUAAAGUGAUCAGACGUCAUAUUGUGGGACAGAACCAUACUUUCAUUGUCACGCGAUAACACGUGUCCCGCGAAUUGUCCCGCGUUUCUUUCAUUUGAAGUGCCCAAAAUACGGAAAAUCAGAAAAAAAUCGCUUUCGCCAAAAAAUAAGGUUCACAACCAAGAUUGAACUUUCGUGUUUCACAUAUGGUCUGAUAGAAUGUGGUUUUCAAGAGGAUCAUGUAUUAAUGUUUAUAUGGAUUUGGAUUAGUAUCAGCGACGUCAUGGCGCAUCUUUGUCUCAUAAACAGUGGCGUUUCCCUAACCUCAAUCUACCUGCACACUGGAUUAAAACUUAAGAAAUUGGUGUACGAAAACGCAUAGAAUAACUAUAUUUUGAUUAGCUAAAACGACUCUGAUAGUUUUAUUCUCCAUUUGGGCUGUCAAACUGUCGAAAUUUCCAUUUUCUGAGUCAGUGCAGAGGUAAAACAGUGAGGUUACGUGAUGCCACAGCUCAUGAACAAGAUAAAAUUAUUGUUAAACGCACGAGGUCUUUCUUAGCAAGGUCUUUGCAAGUGCUGAAGAAAUCAAAGAUUUUAUUAUUGUCUUUAUUUUAGAGGCUUAGAGCCCUUCGCUGGCUCACCUCUGGAAGAAAUCGAGGAGAUUUCAUCUACUUGAAAGAUGUAGAGAGCUUAUUGUGAAUGGUUUGUAAAUUAGACAGUGAGUCAAAUAAAGUAAUAAUGCACGUUUUUCAAAAGUUUUAUUUUUCCAAAAAAAAAAUAAAAAAAUAGAUUAUGUGAAAUUUUGAACAAGCAUUUUUGGUUGCACGAUAUUUAAGGAAAGAUAUUGGUAGAGGUAAAUGAAUAUGCUUGAUAACACGUUCUUUAAGUUUUUAAAAAAAUAUGCUUAAAAAUGAACAAACGCUUUGUUUUUAAUCAGCAAUGAGGUUAUAAUUCCAGUGCACCGAAUGAUGAUUGCUCGAUAACGUGCUGCUACUGCUCGAACAAUAGAAGAAUCAAGCGCAACGCAUUCUUUUUAUACUUACAGAGUGGGAUGUUUUACGUGUAGCGUGAGAUGAGAAUUCUUCCAGAAUGUGUGUCAGAUGGGGGUGAAUUUUUGAUUUUUUCAGCGGCAGCAGCAUCAAUGGCUAGUACAAACUAGGGAUCCUACAUUCAGAGAUAUGCGAAAGUGGCCAUCUUGAGCCAAUCGAACAUUGAGAGCUGUUAGAAUCUGAGCCAAAUGAACAUUGUUAUUGUAGAGGAUUGAAAGUUAUUGCGAUUGUAAUGAAAAAGAUUUUACGAAAAGUUUUGUCGAAAAAACAAUUUGUUUUACAUUGGCAAGUCAAAGUAGUCUAGUUCAUGCAUGGUACUUCAUUUGUAUUGCAAUAUUAUUUUAGUGAUAAUGCACUGUUGGACGUUAGAUAACGAAAUCUGAAAAUGCCAUUAUACGCAAAGUCAUGUUUGAGCUCCAACAUUUUGCGCCAUAGCAAGUGCUGGCAAGUGCGUUUGUUUACGAAAGUAACAGCGUUGCUAAAUCGUCUGGAAAAGUAUUCGCACAUCUCUUAAUAUAGGAUCCCUAGUACAAACAACACUGUAAAACAUUGCUUGGGAUUGAUCGAUGAUCUAUUUUGCUUGCCGUACGCCAACUCACACUGAUAUUGUGACAGAUGCAGUGACAGCACAGCACAGUAAUGAUCCAUCCGCACGUCCAUCUACAGAAACCUUGUUAUGACUUUUACUUCCUCGGAAUAUUCAAGUUCGGUUAACUUCAGCGAUUCAAAUGUACUCCCGAGGGACUAGCAAAUGUCCUUCCUUCAAAGACCUCACUAAAUAAUCCAUUGGAAGUCGCAAAGGGCGGUGUGUACAAAUGACAGGGACGUAAUCAAUGUCAGCUACUGACCAGCACUUCACUGGAAAUUCCAAGCGCAUAUGAACCAUUUCAAUUCAUAAUCCCGACUAAAUGAGCAUUUGGAGCGAUUGCUCGGCCUUUUUGGGCAAAAGGUACACGUUGCUACUUACAUUGUAGUGUGCCUCAAUCUCAUUUUGCUGAACAAAAACUGUCAUUCGUGAUUCCUAUACUGUAGUAGCGGAUCCCAAACACGGACAGUGUACCAUGCCUUCUUGGUUGACCGGCAGACUGACUGCCUGAUUGUAUGCGGAUCGAUCGAUUGUCUUUUUUGCUCAGGCCUCGGAAUACCCUUAAACUACUAAACCAAGUUUUGCAAUGAGUUGAUUGAUCAUGCGCGUCGAGUUUAGCUUGAAAAACCCGGGAGAUCUGUCAGGGUCCACGUUUCAUUGCUGAUGAAAGCCGCGUUGCGGAUUUAAAUAGUUCCGGUUCGGCUCUUAAGAAUGCUUUUUUGGGACUGGACGGAUAUUCAGGAAUGCACUAAUUUAUAUAGACCUGUGCAGGAAUUCACCAAAUUCACUCACCUAAUGGAGUUUGACAUUUGAUGCGAACUUGACUCGAACAAAAGUUCAUUUUGCGUUCAUUUACGACCCUUUCAAACGUCAUAAUUUCUUAGGGGAGUUCAUUUUGCGUUGGUCUAUACCUGUGCAGGGAUUCAUCAAAUUCACUCAUCCAAUGAAUUUUGACAAUUCGUUCUUUCGAACAAAAGUUCAUUUUGCGUUCAUUAUACCACCCGCUCAAACGUCAGAUUUUUCUUCGAGGAAUUUAUUUUGCGUUGCUAUAUUGUUUGGUAUUGCAAUACUUGAUUAAGAGACGUGUCUUCUAUCGCAUAGCAUCAACCUUUGUUGAGAACCAUUUCAAUUGGUCUUUGAUUGGAACACGAAGAAAAUGCUUAAUCCAGGAAUAUUCCGAAUCGCUAAAUUGACUUCGUCGGUACAAUUAUCAUUUGCGGCAUUGAUUGGACCAUCUGAAAAUCUAGAAGCAGGUAGACAUUUGGACUGGCGUAACUAGCCUCGAUGCUCUAUUUUGAGCUACUUUUAAAAAAAUUUCGAACAUUUUACCAUCUCAUUAAGUUAUCUUAGUGGUAAGGUGAUAAAUACGGUCCAACCUUCUUCUUCUUCUUAUUGGCAUUACAUCCCCACACUGGGACAGAGCCGCCUCGCAGCUUAGUGUUCAUUAAGCACUUCCACAGUUAUUAACUGCGAGGUUUAUAAUCCAGGUUACCAUUUUUGCAUUCGUAUAUCAUGAGACUAGCACGAUGAUACUUUUAUGCCCAGGGAAGUCGAGACAAUUUCCAAUCCGAAAAUUGCCUAGACCGGGACCGGGAUUCGAACCCAGCCACCCUCAGCAUGGUCUUGCUUUGUAGCCGCGCGUCUUACCGCACGGCUAAGGAGGGCCCCCACCUCCGGUCCAACCACCCAAAGCAAUUGCGAAUCAAUCACACUCAUCCAUAUUCUCUUUUUCAAGCACGUGCUUUCUGUUGUAACCCACAGUAUUGAAGUGUGUUAGUUUAUCAUCCUAUGAUUGCUACAACGACUCAAAUUGAUAGCGUAUGGCUAUAAUGUCUAAGGGUCAAUUUCUUCACCCCCGCUUAGUGCUUAAACCAGGUUUAAACGUAUGGGUAAGCGACGCUUACGAGUUAAGCGGAGGUGAAGAAAACGGCCCUAAGGGUCGAUUUCUUCACCUCCGCUUAGGCCUUAACCCACGUUUAAACGUAUGGGUAAGCACCGCUUAAGAGUUAAACGGGGGUGAAGAAAUCGGCCCUAAGUGUAGUGGCGCUCGGCUUUUUCCUGCACACUCAAAGGACAUGUGACGGUUUGCCGUUAGGUUCCCAUCGGUAAGCAGUAGACAGGUUUGCAUAUUUUAUAAAUAUUCUAUCUAUCUCAAAUGAAAAAAAGAAGAAAUAAUGCAACAUUACUCCAGGGAUUCCGACGGGAGUCCUCCAACCAUACUGAAAAGAACCUCCAGAGAUUCUGAAGGCAAUCCACCAGGGAGUCCGAAGGGAAUGUUUCAGAGAUUUCGACGGGAAUGUUGCAAAGAUUCUAAUGAUAAUCUUCUAGGGAUCCUCCAUCCUCCGGGAGUUCUGACGGGAAUAUUCCAGGAAUUCGGAUGGGAAUGUUCCAGGAGUUCCAACGGGAAUGUUUCAGAGAUUCCGUCGGAGAUCCUCCAGGAAUUCCAACGUUAAUGUUCCAGGGAGUUUGUAGGCAAUGUUCCAGGUAUUUAGAAGCAAAUUGUCGAAGAAUUUCGAAGCAAUCUGUCGAUGGAUUCCGAAGCAAAUUGUCGAUCGCAUUCGUAUUGAUCCUCCAAGGAUUCUGAAUAGAAUCCUCCAGCGAUUCCGAAGGGAAUCUUUCAGGGAUGUUGAAGCAAAUCGUUAAGAGAUUCCGAAGCAAUCUUCGAGGGAUUCCGAAGCAAAUCAUCAAAGGAUUCCGAAGCAAACCGUGGAUGUAUUUCGAAGCGAAUCGUUGAAUUAUUCCUAAGCAAUUUGUCAAUGGAUUCCAAAGCAAAUCGUAAAAGGGAUUCCGAAGCAAAAUGUUGAGAGACUCCGAAUUAAAUCUUCAAGGGAUUCCGAAGCAAAUCGUCGAAGUAUUCUGAAACAAAACGUCAAGGAAUUCCCAAGCAAAUCUCCGAACCAUUCCGAGAGAAAUCUUCGAACGACUCCGGCGGAAUUCCAAAGCAAAUCAACGAGAGAUUCUGAAGCAAAUUCUCCAUGGAUUAUUAAGGAUAUCCUUCAACGAUACUGAAAAGAAUCCAGUGUGAUGAGCCAAACACAAUGCAUACCAUUGCGGGCGUUUUGACAGUUUUCCUAUGGGAAAACUGUCAAACCGCAUGCAAACGUAUCCAUUAUGUUUGGCCCAUGAAUUCUUCUGGAUUCCGGUUGGGAUACCUACUUCCAUGAUUCUGAAAGGAAUUCUUUAGAGCUUACAAGAGUGGGCUUCGUGGCCGUGCGGAUAGCGACGUCAAUCGUCUAGACGCAUGUGCUAUAGAGUGUGAGUUCGAUUCCCGCCCCGGUAAGGAGGAAACUUUUCGUGAUCGAAAAAUUCUCCACUGGUCCACUGGGUGUUACGUGUCCGUUGUCUAAUGCUAGGUGUUAAGUGUUCAGUCUGUACGACCUCUGGUCGAAAACGGUGUUCCUGUCUUUUUUUUCUUUUUUUACAAUGAGAAUUCUUCUCAGAUUCUGACGGGAGUUCCUCUCAAAUUCUGAUGAGAAUCCUACUCGGGUGCAGAUGGGAAUUUUAAAAAUUACCAUUUUUCCAGGCAAGCGGAAGUCUUUUUGACCACAUAUCUUUGACUGCUGGCGUAGUACCCAGUGUUGGUAGAAUCAUGCUUAAAUCUGACUCACCGAAGCCUCAUGCACGAGCUGGCUCGCUUGCGAUUCUGCAUGAAGAACAUCGCCCAUGAGUUUUUCCGGCAGAAUCGCUCCGUUUCGCUCAUUCGCCGAAAAAUGAUUUCGCUCCAAAAAGUGUCGAUACCCAAUCAAAACGUAUUUUGUAUUUACGUAUGGAUUUGUUAUCCAUUGUUAUAAGCAAAGAAAGUUAUUCCGAUGAAGAUUUAACGAAGAAGAACACGCACAAAUCAAGCAAUGAUGCAAAUCGCGAGUCGAAUCAUGGACGAUUCUCUGGGCCAUGAGGUUUGGGUGAGGUUUGCCUCGCGCUUGAUUUGAAUCGUGGAUGAGAUUUGAGAAUUUGAGUUUUUACCAACACUGGUAGUACCAAGAUUGCUUUGAUUGAUAUUAUGGUGGCUCUCCGUCGUUGUUCAUAUCACGCUUACUUUGAUGCUUUCAAAUCAAUUAGGGUAACCAACUUGAUUUGGAUCCUACACAUUUUGGACCCUCCUGGCGACAUUAUCUUGAUUUCUGAACUAAAAUCAAUGCCGCUGCUAAUUCCCAAUUGGCUUAAGGAAAGUGUUCAGCAGCUGCUUCACUGGUUUUCCGUGCAAAAUUAGUGAUAUUGAGAUGAAAUUUCGAGGAAAUUAGUUUGUUCAAGAAGACGAGCGUUACAAUGCGUUACGCUUAAAAGUAUACAUCACGGAAAAUCUCAAAACACACACAAUAAGUUUUUGUCGAAAUUGUAAAUUUAAAACGCAGGAAUUUUCUCAUUGAUGCAUGUCAAUCGAAAAAUAAGACUUUGCUUCGGCUCAAUUGUAAAUUAGAAAUUCGACUUUGAAGAGACUAAAUCGGGGGUGUCCAAAAUGUGUACAUUUAGGGUUCCAAAAUAUGUUGCACUGUCCAAAACGAACAAUGCUUUUAUUUCAGAAAGUUACAAUUCUCAGUGAUAUAUUCCAUAAAUGAGACUUCCAUCUAUGAAUUGGUGUGAUUUCCGCCUAUAUCAAACGUGUCAUUCGAUACAUAUAAGCCGAUAUCAGUAAGCACAUCCUCUAGGGGUCCAAAUGGAGCAUUUACCCUAGAUUAUGGCUUUUUAUAAUUGACACAAAGUGCAUUUUCUAAUUUUUUUUCUCUUAGUUUUGCCUUCCCACAGCUUCGCCUCAACGCCUUGUGUGACUCGAGCAGAUUCGUAACUGUUUUCCCUGCUGGAAUUGAAUUUGAAACUGGAGCACAAGAGAUGAAGGGCCGAAAAUCUCUUUAUUAAGGAUACUGGAGCACAGAACUGUCAAAGCAUAGUCGAAAUCACCAUCAGGGCCGUUAUCGUCAUCUUGUUUGUAUGGAACCGUAGGGUUUGCCCCCAGCACUCAAUUGUUGUCUGGUAAUACGAGAUCGUCACUUCAGACACUUUCGCUGUAGUUCUGUCUUCCUCCAACGGUAACUUCUAUCAUUGGACCAGAUAUGUCGGAAUGCACCCGUUGGAGAAUUUCCUCGUCCCUGGACCUUCCACUCCGGAGGCCGAACAGUUUUUCGAUUGCUUCUGGUCCUCGAACGUUUUUUCCCUAAAUGUUUUCGUACAAUAAUGCCAAAACGUAUGAUCGAUUUUUGGUGGAAAAUAUUCAAUUUAUUACAUCUCGCUUAAUUUAGAGAUUAAGGCUAAAGAAUCAGUAUUAGAAGCUGGCAAAGUUUCAAGCAAGGUCUUGAGCCACAGGUGACUAAUUUCGAUUCUAUGCUGAUUGCGCUGCACUGAUCCAGGUCAAGAAUAAAGCUUCCACGAAUUUUCUAGUUUUUGAUCUUGUUUACAGCUGGAAGUUUUGUUGCUUUCCACGGCUUCCCAAAGGUCUUCAUCUUUUAGAUACGUACGUGGCGCAAACUUCCACGUGUGUUAAUUUUCACGUCCGACCAGCCGCUCGCUCGUCGAAAAUUCACAAGAGACUUAUACACCGUUCCCUCCACCGUACAUUUUGAGUUUUGGAAACUUCGGUUGGCUAGACCAAUCAAUGUCUCGGUCCAUAACGUAUUGGUAGAUGGAAAUGAAUGUACGUGUUAACACUUUCGUGGGUGGUAUUUAUUAUGUUUUAUUGCCUGACAAAAUAUCAACAUCUCAGUCGCUGAUGUACUUCGAUUCAGUCAAACUCAAUCAACCUCAAUCUUAAGCUCGAUAGAAGCCAUAGAUAGCGCUGGCUUAAAAUCAAGCUUUAAAUACAUUUCUGGUCAGGCGAACAGAUGUAUUUAAAUAUGUUUUCUGGAGGUUAGACAAAUUCUUGAUCCUCUUUUUCUGAUUACCGUUAUACGUCGUGUAGUCUUCUCACCGUGACUAUAGCACCAUUAGUAAACUGACCAAUGAAUUGUUCAUUCGUUGACAAAUUUACAUGUAAUGACUGCUUCUUAUUGUAGAGGGUUUUUGCGAUUCAUUUAAAGUGAUGAAGACUAAUUGAAUAAUGGCUGCAUUAACCAAUUGCGCUAGCCUGUUCAAAAUUCAAAAUAAUCUGCCAUAGUUGAGCCGUACCGCACUCCUUCAUUUAAUCUGUUUGAUACCUUGAUUGUUACAUGACAGAAUUAUAAUUAAGGCAAAGAGUAUAUAGAAGAUAAUCUUUUAUGCGGUGCUUCGCGAUUCAAACUCAUACAAACGUCAUUCGAACCAGAAAUUGAUAUUCUUUGAAAUAAUCAUUCAAAAAAGGCCAUUACGUACCAUGUAAUCAUUUUGAGACAUUUUGAUAAGAUAAUUAUUCAGUAUCUGUUCCAUUUCCCGAAUCAAACUUAUCAUCAAAAUGGAGCGUUACUUCAGCAGUGGUUGUUUCUUAUGGGCGUUCAACAAUACCCAAUAUUUCUCCUAAUUGAAUCGUAUCCCAAACCCACCAAAGUGAGACCAUGAACUCGCAUUCGUGAUAACCGCAUAACAUACAAAUGCUUUUAUUGGGAAAGUAUUUCAAAAUAUUAAUGCCAGCAAAUGAAGAAGAUUUGGCCUAAUUUUCAAGUUUUAUUUGAAACCUUAAAAAAAAAUUCGAAUUCUAUUUGAAAUUUGAAAUGUAGCAUAAAGCCACACAGCUUUAGAUGUUUUGCUACAUCUUGUAUCAUUACGAAAUGCUUUUGCCAAGGAUGAUAUGAGUAUCCCUGAUUGAGAUAAUAACAUCUCAAAUUAUCUCUUCCACAGAUAAUCUCUUCUAACCUAACUAUUCAAAAUAUUUUUAUUUAAAUAAUUUAAAACGUUAGAUUUGCCGUCUUUUGUUUUCAUUGAUUUAUCUAUUUAAAACCCAAUAACUUGCUGAUGAAAUAUUCACUUUCGAGUCCAUGCACUCGGAUGUAAUCAAAGCCGAUUUUUUUUUAUCAAACUUACUAUGACAAUGAUGUUCCACAUUCUUGUAUUUGUGUUCGCUAACUAUUCACAUUUUGUUUUUAUCAUUUUAUCAUGUUUUGUACACGUGUCGCUACACCCAAACACUUGGCAUUAGUUUCUAAACAUAAUGUUGGCCUGUGUGCUGUGUCGCAUUUGUUUCCCACAAUAUUCUUUCUUUGGACGCUUGAAAUGGAUUACAGUCGAAAUGAAAAUCAUUGAACAAGUGAUAAGAAUUUUAACGAAGAGAAAAAAAAACUAUAAAGAUUAUAUAUAAAAAGUGAUGUGAAUGAAGUAUAUUAUAAAAAUGAGUAUAUAAGAAGCAGUAACCUAUUAUAUACGGAUUAAGAAAUGAAUAUGUUAGGAAGGGUCAUUUUUCUCAUUUUUGUUGACUAAACAGAGAGGUGAUUAAAAAAAAAAAGAAUAUUACAAACACUGUAAAUUGCAAUGUAAAAUCGAUCGAAUCAAAGAAACCAGAAUAAAUGAACGCUAAACUUAA
Messenger RNA from Armigeres subalbatus, 11870 nucleotides. It is a transcript of the gene ari-1, whose product is annotated as E3 ubiquitin-protein ligase ariadne-1. NCBI's taxonomy places the organism in Eukaryota, Metazoa, Arthropoda, Insecta, Diptera, Culicidae. Gene Ontology annotation, cellular component: ubiquitin ligase complex; cytoplasm; nucleus. The record is from RefSeq and is a predicted model, not a curated record. The transcript has 9 exons. Gene Ontology annotation, biological process: positive regulation of proteasomal ubiquitin-dependent protein catabolic process; protein polyubiquitination; ubiquitin-dependent protein catabolic process. Gene Ontology annotation, molecular function: ubiquitin conjugating enzyme binding; zinc ion binding; ubiquitin protein ligase activity. Bases 533 to 2032 code for a protein of 499 amino acids.